CUCGGGCGUUGUUCCUGUUCUCGCUGUGUAAUGGCUUGUAGAUCUGCAGCUUUGCGCAAAGCAUGAAACGCAGAACCAGUCGAAGAAACGCCAACACCAGGAAACGCAGUGAGAAGUGAGAAGUGAGAGAAUCCGCAGUAAACAGAAGUGAAUCUUGUCAGCGGGUGCGAUAAGAUGGCCUCAGGUUCCCCUCUUGUGAACGGCGAUCUGUCCCACCCUGCUCAGUCUGAGAGCGCUGGAGCACCACAUGUAGAAGAGACGCUCCAGCAGAUGAACAUCCUCAUCAAAGAGAACCGGGAGCUCAAAGAAGCUCUGAAACAGACUAACUUGUCGAUGAAGGAGAGAUUCGAGGGUCUAUCUGCCUGGAAGGAAAAACAGAAGGAGGAGAGAGUGUUCCUGGAGAAGCGACUCGAGGAGGCCAAGGAAAGAGUUCAAACUCUGGACAGCGAGAACGAGCUGCUAAAGAAACGUGUGCAGGAGAAGGAGAAACAGCAUGUGGGAGCAGAGGAGGGUGAAGGUGGAGGGCUGCAGGCCAAGCUGGAAGCGUUAACGGUUCAGAUCGCCCGCCUCCAGGCUGAGAAGAACGACCUGGUAGCCUUAAACUCUGAACUUCAGCUGAAGAUGAGCCAGGCGUCUCCGGAAGAUUCCUUCAUCGAGAUCCGCAUUGCGAAGGGUGAGAUGGACGUGACCAGAGAUUUACCUUCUCAGCAAGACCUUUCUGCAUCAUUCACGAUUAAACCUGAAAUGGCCGGGUCUCGGCUGGAAUCUGAGGAGCAGACGGUGAGCCAGCUCCUGCAGUCUCUAAGACUCGAGACACAACAAAAAGAGCAACUGCAACUCCAAGUACAGACUGCACAGAAGAGGAUUGCAGAACUGGAGCUGAAGGAACCUAAAUGUGAAAGUGGAACCCAGAUGUCUUUGCCCUAUGUGAACCCCACACAGGAAGCGCAGAGCAAGAGGUCUCAGGAGGAAGCAGACAAAUCUGCGUCUGAGGUAGAGAACCUGAAGACUCAGUUGAUGAAUUUGUUUAAAGAGCUGCAGCAGGCUCAAAGUAAACUGGAUGAAGCGGAGAACAUGAAGAAGAACCUCCAGGACAGGUGUAAGGAGCUGGAGCAGGAUCUGUGCACACUGAAGACUCAGCUCGGGGAGAGAGAGCAGCUGCAGGCGGAGAACGACAGUCUGAAGGUUCAGCUGGAGAGCAUGCAGUCUGCCAACAAACUGGAGCAGAAGAAGGUUCAGGAGGAAAGAAGUGCUUUGGCCCAGCUGAAGGAUGCGUACACCAAACUGUUUGAGGAUUAUGAUGAACUUCAGCAAGAAAACAAGAAACGAAAGGGAAGCAUAUUGCCGGAGGAGCACGGUGAGCUUCAGACCAGAAUGGCUGCAGCGGAAAAAGCUUUAGCGGACAAGCAGCAACAGAUCGACGUAAUGAAGCAAGAGCUGUUUGAGAAGGACAAAGAACUGGAGACCAUCUCUGUGUUUAAGGCUCAGGCAGAGGUGUAUUCCUCAGACUUCUACGCCGAGCGAGCUGCGAGGGAGAAGAUUCACGAGGAGAAAGAACGCCUGGCUGCUCAGCUGGAGUUUAUCAAAAAGCAGAACAUCCAGCUACAGGAUGAGGUGGAGUCAAUGGGCAGGCAGUCCAUGACUGAGAUGCAGAGGAGACACGUGCCUCGUGGUACGAACCCUGCCGAUUCUUCACCACACCACCACCUGCAGGCAGGCAGAGUCGACUGGCAGCAGCAGGGGAAUAUUCCCGAGCACGCCUGUCCUAAAUGUGGGGAAGUCCUUCCUGAUCUGGACUCUCUGCAAAUCCACAUCAUGGACUGCAUCAUCUGAGAUUAAGAUCCUGUCAGGAGCCGUAGAAGUCUAUAGCCGAGUGACACGACAUAACAGGACAGCAGGAUCGGAGAACACGUUCACUAUACAAACCCCUGCACUCAUAUUUAACACGAUCUUCAUACAGAAUAUCAUUCUGUUUAUUCUCUAAAUGCUCUGCAGAUCUAAGUACUUACUGUUCUUCAUCAUGUAACUGAAAGGACAGAGGACGCGGAAAUUCUAAUAUAUAUAUAUAUAUAAAAUAUAAUAUAUAAAGAGAAGAUAUUUUGAUCAUGUUCAUGUUUUGAUCGAGUGAAAUGAAGGUGGGCGGUUGAAUAAGGAUUAGAAACUAUAUUUUGUUUAUUUAAUAAUAUAUAAUGUAUAGAGAGAGAAAAAUGAAGGAGUAUUAACUUUAGCUUUGAUUUAUAUUGGAGAAGAUGCUUUAUGUUGAAAUAUAUUUGUUUAUCAGAAGGGGAAGUGUAUGUAGUAAGCGAUAUCAGGUUGGACAGGUAAGUCGAGGUGAACACAGGUAGCGGGAAUAGCGGAUAAAGCUUUAAAAAAAUGCUCUAAUUCUUUAUCAUGUAUGCAGGGUCUUGUGUCGUCUUUGCUAACAAGGGUAAAGCUGAGUGAGUUAUGGUGCUGAUGCAGUUAUAUCAGCUAUGCAUCCACAUUUAGCCUGUAAUACGAAAAAAACCUCCAAAUAAAGUACUAUAUUAUCAGAA
Molecule: messenger RNA, 2534 nt
Organism: Tachysurus vachellii
Lineage: Eukaryota; Metazoa; Chordata; Actinopteri; Siluriformes; Bagridae
Gene: optn
Product: optineurin
Exons: 14
Coding region: 175-1833 (552 amino acids)
Biological process (GO): regulation of canonical NF-kappaB signal transduction; Golgi ribbon formation; protein localization to Golgi apparatus
Cellular component (GO): cytoplasm; nucleus; Golgi apparatus
Molecular function (GO): K63-linked polyubiquitin modification-dependent protein binding
Source: RefSeq, a predicted model, not a curated record